Molecule: messenger RNA, 186 nt
Organism: Candidula unifasciata
Lineage: Eukaryota; Metazoa; Mollusca; Gastropoda; Stylommatophora; Geomitridae
Source: the annotation of a GenBank genome assembly
GGUUUCCAAGCCAAACAGAUGUGCUUGUUAAAACAAGAGCAGCAAGAAGACCUCAAUAAGCAGGAUGAAACUGAGUGUGAGCCAGGUCUUUCUAAUGAUGAAAACUAUGAGUCGAUGGUGUUUCAAAUAAAAUUCAUCAGGAAACAGCUACAAGGAGAAUAUGACACUUUGAUUGAAGCUUUUGAG